This is a messenger RNA of Drosophila grimshawi, 1999 nucleotides long. RefSeq names its product double-strand break repair protein MRE11 (gene mre11). NCBI's taxonomy places the organism in Eukaryota, Metazoa, Arthropoda, Insecta, Diptera, Drosophilidae. Gene Ontology annotation, cellular component: nucleus; Mre11 complex. Gene Ontology annotation, biological process: mitochondrial double-strand break repair via homologous recombination; meiotic DNA double-strand break formation; double-strand break repair via homologous recombination. The record is from RefSeq and is a predicted model, not a curated record. The transcript is spliced from 5 exons. Bases 40 to 1905 code for a protein of 621 amino acids. Gene Ontology annotation, molecular function: 3'-5'-DNA exonuclease activity; DNA endonuclease activity; manganese ion binding.
UUCUUAUGUGUGGAGUUGAACAUUAAUAACAUAGCAGAAAUGGCAGACAUGACAGAUACGGGUGAAAAGGAUGCUGAUAAUAUCAUGCGUAUUAUGGUGGCGACCGAUAAUCAUUUGGGAUAUGCGGAGAAGGACGCGAUUCGUGGCGAGGACAGUUUCAGGGCAUUCGAGGAAAUAUUGGAGCUGGCCGUGUCUGAAGAUGUGGAUAUGAUAUUGCUAGGCGGUGAUCUCUUUCACGACUCAGAACCUAGACAGAGUGCUACGCACAAGUGCAUCGAAUUACUGAGGCGCUAUACGUUUGGGGACAAACCGGUGUCCCUGGAGAUAUUGAGCGAUCAGUCGGCUUGUUUUCACAACACAGUUAAUCAGUCGGUGAACUACGAGGAUCCCAAUUUGAACAUUGCCAUACCAGUGUUCUCCAUACACGGCAAUCACGAUGACCCAAGUGGCUUUGGACGCUUGAGCACCUUGGAUCUGCUCAGCACAAUGGGUCUGGUGAACUACUUUGGCCGCUGGACAGACCUAACGAAGCUGGAGAUUAGUCCGAUACUGUUACGCAAGGGCGAAACCCAAUUGGCGUUGUAUGGACUGAGUCACAUUCACGAUGCGCGUUUGGUGCGCAUUUUCAAGGACUUCCAGGUGACCAUCAAUUGCCCCAAGGAGUCUGAGGAGGAUUGGUUCCAUCUGAUGGUCGUGCAUCAAAAUCGCGCCGAUCGUGGCCCCAAAAACUAUCUGCCCGAAGAGCUGCUGCCGGCGUUUCUGCACUUGGUUAUUUGGGGACACGAGCACGAUUGCCGCAUUGAACCCGAGGUGAAUGCGGUGCGUGAUUUUUACGUUUCGCAGCCGGGCUCGUCGGUGGCCACUUCGCUGGCCAAGGGGGAAUCCAUCAAAAAGCACGUUGGCAUCCUGGAGAUAUACAAGACAAAGUUUAACCUCAAGCCAAUACCGCUGCAAACGGUGCGUCCAUUCGUAUUCGAUUCCAUUGAUUUGGAUGAGUAUGUCGAUGAGCUGGAUCUAGCAUCUGGCGAUGCGUCCACCAAGGUGCAUGACUUCGCCCAAAAGCGAGUGGAAGCCAUGCUUGAGGAGGCCAAAACGAUGCUCACGGGCCACCUGAAGCAGCCGACGUUGCCGCUAAUCCGACUGCGUCUGCGCUACACCGACGAGCAGCACAUGUUCAACACGAUUCGGUUUGGGCAACUGUUUGAUACACGUGUUGCCAACGUGGCCGAUGUUGUCAAGUUUGAGAAGCUGAUCAAGCGCAUGAAGACCGGUAAGAUAAAUGUGGACAAGGAUGCUAUGCAACGCGCCAUGGUGGAUAAUGUGGCUCGUGUGGAGGAAUUGCUCGAUCGCUACUUCGACGAAGUCAAGGAUAAAAAUCCGCUCAAACUGAUGCAUGCAAAGGCAUUGUCCGAGGUCACCUAUCGCAUGGUCGAGCGUUCCGACCUUGAUGCAGCUGAAUCCGUUUUGCGCUUUUACAAUGAAAAGGCUGUGGAACAUUUAAUGGACACGCUGCCCGCUCUGGAGAAUAUCGAUGAUGAGCUGAACAAUUUCAGGCUGCGCAACAAAGUCGACGAUCUGCUCAAGUCAUUAGAUGCCUAUACCUUAAAAACGGAGCCAAAUGUCUCUGUUGUAAGUGCCAUCGCAACUGAUGUGAAUUUGUCUGCGGCGCCUGCGACGGCUUCCAGACCCGCACGCGGUGCUGGUCGAGGACGUGGUUCGCGAGGCCGCGGCAAAGGCAGUGCAGCGGCAGCAAGAGCGCCAAGCACACGCGCUAAACCUCAAUUGGAUGUAUCCGUUGCCAAGACCGGUUCGUCGGCAGGUCCACAAGGACUUCUAGAUGUCUCAAAAAUCGGGCGCAGAUCAAGAGCCCCAAUCACCUACACUGUAUCUGAUGAUUCGGAUUAACUGUUAAUUUAUUAUUCAGCUUAUUAUCAUUCCAUUAACUCUAGAUAAUAUUUAAUUUAUAUAUUUGAUACUAAUAAACACGUGUUGUUUUCAA